AUGAAAUCAAUGGAAGAUCAGGUAGUACAGGAAGAACCAGGGUACCAAGAUGACGAGGAAUCCUUCUUCCAGGACAUUGAUCUGCUACAGAAGCAAGGGAUUAAUGUGGCUGAUAUUAAAAAGUUGAAAUCGGUGGGCAUUUGCACAAUUAAAGGAAUUCAGAUGACAACAAGGCGGGCACUAUGCAAUGUGAAGGGACUUUCAGAGGCCAAAGUGGAGAAGAUUAAAGACGCAGCCAACAAACUUAUAGAACCAGGAUUUCUGACUGCUUUUGAGUACAGUGAGAAGCGCAAGAGGGUAUUCCACAUCACCACAGGGAGCCAGGAAUUUGAUAAACUCCUAGGUGGUGGGAUUGAAAGCAUGGCAAUCACAGAAGCCUUUGGAGAAUUCCGAACAGGGAAAACUCAGCUUUCUCAUACUCUUUGUGUGACAGCACAACUUCCAUCAGAUGGUUACACUGGUGGGAAGAUUAUCUUCAUUGACACAGAAAACACCUUUCGUCCUGACCGUCUUCGUGACAUUGCUGAUCGCUUCAACGUAGACCAUGAUGCAGUUCUUGAUAAUGUCCUGUAUGCACGAGCGUACACUAGUGAGCAUCAAAUGGAACUACUGGAUUACGUGGCUGCAAAAUUCCAUGAGGAAGCUGGCAUUUUCAAACUUUUGAUCAUUGAUUCCAUUAUGGCCCUGUUCCGUGUGGACUUCAGUGGUCGUGGGGAACUGGCGGAAAGGCAACAGAAACUUGCUCAGAUGCUGUCAAGGCUUCAGAAAAUAUCAGAAGAAUAUAAUGUGGCUGUUUUUGUAACCAAUCAGAUGACUGCUGAUCCAGGAGCAACUAUGACCUUUCAGGUGGACCCUAAGAAGCCCAUUGGGGGCCACAUCCUUGCCCAUGCGUCUACAACAAGGAUAAUGUUGCGGAAAGGACGAGGAGAAUUGCGCAUUGCCAAGAUAUAUGAUAGCCCUGAAAUGCCUGAAAAUGAAGCCACAUUUGCAAUAACUGCUGGAGGAAUUGCAGACGCCAAAGAGUAGACAGAUCUCAUCAGCAAACAACUGAGGCAAUCCUACCACCUCAAGUUAUUCUAUGACACUAAUUCUUGGUUACUUGUGUUCAUUGCACUAAACGUGAAACUUUUCAGAAUUGUGGCUUGCAGGGCUCUUCUGAAAUUGCUACGGAUGUUGGUUCCAUGCCUGUGGCAACCUGUCAGGUGUAGUCAGACUCUCUGCUUGCCACACAAAUCCAGUGUGGCAACUCCAUCUACUUGGUUUGCUUCAGGCAAAGGUGCCAGCAUGUGCAGAAAUUUUAAGAAGCUGAGAAUGCCCAAUGAGAAUCAAGGCUUAGUGGGAUGCCACAACACGUUUCUGUGUUUGUGUUGUUUUAGACAGAUCUUAUUAGUGGUUAUUUUUAAUGAACUUUUCAGUUUUAAACAUCUCAAGCUAAUUCAUGCCUAUGCUUUUUCAGUAUUAGUACAUAUGCAUAUAAAACAGAGCAUGGAAUGAUCCUGAAAAUGACUAUGGUAAACAAUUAUCAUUUUUAAAAUAUACUUGGCACUGAAGCUUCCAUAUAUAGCACGAUCUGCUGUGGUAAAAUGGAAUUUGACAGCAUGUUUAUCCUGGAGAAAUGGUAAUUGUAAAACUUUUAAAAUUAAAUCCUUCUUGACAGGUUUAUUAACUGAAGUCCAAACGGUUGCCAGGUUUUAAAAUCCAGAUUUAAACUUUAUUUAUAGGUUGUUUUUCUGUCUAUGGAAAACAUAAACUGCAGCCUCCCUUCCAUCUGCU
Messenger RNA from Sphaerodactylus townsendi, 1773 nucleotides. It is a transcript of the gene DMC1, whose product is annotated as DNA meiotic recombinase 1. Gene Ontology annotation, cellular component: condensed nuclear chromosome; nucleus. Gene Ontology annotation, molecular function: ATP hydrolysis activity; DNA strand exchange activity; ATP binding. Lineage: Eukaryota; Metazoa; Chordata; Lepidosauria; Squamata; Sphaerodactylidae. Bases 1 to 1026 code for a protein of 341 amino acids. The record is from RefSeq and is a predicted model, not a curated record. The transcript has 13 exons. Gene Ontology annotation, biological process: DNA recombinase assembly; reciprocal meiotic recombination; DNA strand invasion.